AUGGUAAAGGUAGGAGCAUUUGAGCAACAGGUCGAUGAGGAUAUCACCAUCACCGACCCUGCCACUCUAGCUCGGACUGAGAUUACUGAAAAUCAGCCGGCUAAGAUAGAAUGCGAGAUACAAGACGAGGCUCGAUCUCGGGAUCUUGAAUCUGCUACAAAGUGCGAGGAAGAUGCGCAAUGGCAUUUAGACAUAGAAGAACGAUUGAGAAAGGCAUAUAAGGCGAUUCACGAAGCGCCUAUAGAUGACCCACGAGCAGCACCAACCAUGGAGCCGCCCAGAGACCACUAUGACUCAUGA
This is a messenger RNA of Penicillium manginii, 300 nucleotides long. RefSeq lists its product as uncharacterized. Lineage: Eukaryota; Fungi; Ascomycota; Eurotiomycetes; Eurotiales; Aspergillaceae. The record is from RefSeq and is a predicted model, not a curated record. The transcript has 3 exons. Bases 1 to 300 code for a protein of 99 amino acids.